This is a messenger RNA of Sphaeramia orbicularis (orbiculate cardinalfish), 1069 nucleotides long. It is a transcript of the gene anxa14, whose product is annotated as annexin A14. Gene Ontology annotation, cellular component: plasma membrane; nucleus; cytoplasm. The transcript has 13 exons. Lineage: Eukaryota; Metazoa; Chordata; Actinopteri; Kurtiformes; Apogonidae. The coding region runs from base 122 to 1069 and encodes 315 amino acids. Gene Ontology annotation, molecular function: calcium ion binding; phosphatidylserine binding; calcium-dependent phospholipid binding. The record is from RefSeq and is a predicted model, not a curated record.
AGCAGGUGUGGUGUAGUAUGGGUGAGAUACAGGAGCGAUUAGAGGUAGUUGUAAAAAAAACCCACACUGCCUCCACACCUUGCUGUUGCUUCACACUGUCUGUUACAGGUAAAAUAUCACCAUGGAUCCUGAUUACUUCAAGUCUUAUAACAUGUGUUGGGGUACGCUUGGAACAAUACGCCCCUUCUCCAACUUCCACCCGGACAGGGAUGCCAUGGAGAUCCAAGCAGCACUGGAGAAAAAAGAUUCUGUAACUCUGGUGAGAAUCUUAACCAAUAGGAGCAACGCCCAGAGACAAGUCAUCGCCCAGACCUUUGAAGAAAUAACACAAAAGGACCUCACAAGUUGCCUGAAGUCGGCUCUGUCCGGAGAACUGGAGAAUUUGAUGCUAGAACUGUUGUUUCCCCCUGUAAUGUACGACGCUUACCACCUGCAAAAGGCCAUGGCGGGAUUAGGCACAGAUGAAGAAACACUACUAGAGAUUCUGUGCACUCGUUCUGGAGAGCAGAUCCAAGAGAUCAGCGCUGCAUACAAGCAGAUGUACAAGAAAGACCUGGAGAAGGAACUGAAGGGAGAAACCAGCGGAGACUUUGCCAAACUUGUUGUGGCUUUGACAAAUAAAGGAAAUGUGACUGGUGUGGUUCAAAGAGAUAUUGAGAUUCUCUCUGCAUCGUUAAAUGGAAAGAAAGCUGAGGCCGGGCCCUGGAUUGACAUACUGACCACAAGAGACUCAGGCCACCUCAACAAAGUUUUGAUUGGACUUGAAACGCUGACUGGGCAGACGGUGACGGAGACUCUGGAGAAGCGGUUUUCUGGAGACAUUCGACUGGGUUUGAAAGUUUUAGUGCAAUGCAUUCAAAACCCUGAUGUGUUCCUCGCCAAAAGAAUUUCUACCAUGAAGCCAACAGUCUUGCACAGAAUCUUGGUGUCUCACUGUGAGGAAGAUCUGCUGUGUAUCCGAAUUGCUUAUCUUAAAUUAACAGGCACAUCUCUGUACACAGCUCUACAGAAACAGUUCAAGGGAGAUCACCUCAUGGCUCUGCUGGCAAUCUGCCAAUCUGAAGAUUAA